Messenger RNA from Guyanagaster necrorhizus, 492 nucleotides. RefSeq lists its product as uncharacterized. The record is from RefSeq and is a predicted model, not a curated record. NCBI's taxonomy places the organism in Eukaryota, Fungi, Basidiomycota, Agaricomycetes, Agaricales, Physalacriaceae. The transcript is spliced from 3 exons. The coding region runs from base 1 to 492 and encodes 163 amino acids.
AUGAGAAAUGGCUGGGAAGCAGCUGACGACUCACCCCCACAUAUAUGCAUCCUGGCGCUCCCCGUGAUUCGGGAGAACUUUGUGCUGGGAAGCGGCGGCGCCAAAGUCAUAACGCUGACAAAUGCCAGUGGUAUAAGGCGCCAGGCGGGCGCAGCUGUGAUUUUGUCACCGAGUUACAAAGCUGGAGAACGCUACGACUUCGUUAAUGGAAGCUCGGUCGUCCCGAGUUGCAAUUUGGUAAUCUGGUACCAGGCCCGUGCUCGUCACACGGAGCAAGAUCUGGAAGAUCCAGAAUCUUGCAAGAUCAUUUUGGUGUUUUUCCGCCAAAGGCGGGGCACAACAGCUGUCGGUGACUACGAUCGACACAUGUUCCAUCAUUCUAAUUCUGUAAACAUCUGUUCUCGACGUAUGUCGACUGCUGUCUGGAACACUUUCGCAUUCAAUUCAUCGAAGACGGACGCCCUUGUGAAACUAGACUGUAACGAGAUUUAG